AUGUCGUCUACUUCAACUCCAAUCUCUCCAACCUCCAAUUCUUCUAACAAUGCAAACGGAGAAAAACAGGUUCCUACUUUGGCUGAAAUGGUUAAACAAUUAAAUAUAGAAAAACUUAUAGAAUUUUUGCGUGAUGAAGAUUUGCAACUUACUGAUUCUUAUUUCGAAGUCCUAUGCAAAGAGGAAAUUUUCGGAUUGAGUUUUGGAUCUGCGACGGCUCUCGUGGAGUUUGCAAAAGAAGUCAAGGAUAAAAAAUUGAGUGCAUUUUCGUCACAUCGCACUCUGAAAGACUUUAAGGAAGUUUUAGCGAAGUGUGGCAUUGACAUAACAAGUAUUCCACAAUUCAGCCGGAACAUGGAAACAGUAGCCGACAGCAAUAAAGGCAUGCGUAGAGAAUAUAUUUCUUCGAUUCUUCAUGCAUUAGUUCCUACGGAAUGGCAUUUUAUCAAACUCGCUACGGAAGAGUUAUAUUAUACCAGCAAAAGUGAAUAUCAGAUUAAUUUAUCCAAAAUGGUAUUGAAGGAGGAUCUUGAAUCAAUCAGGAAGGGUGUUAAAACA
Dentiscutata erythropus is the source of this 558-nucleotide messenger RNA. The record is from the annotation of a GenBank genome assembly. Lineage: Eukaryota; Fungi; Glomeromycota; Glomeromycetes; Diversisporales; Gigasporaceae.